GUUCGCACACCCUGUUUUUUUUUAGCGUUUCUCUCCCCCUCAACAACCUCCAACGCCGCACGCCCGCACCCUAAUCGCCGCCCGCGCCGUCUCCCACCUCGCCGGUGUCCUCCGCGCCGCCCCCAAUCUCCGACUUGUCGACCGCCUCCGCGUGUGCCGACGGCUUCGCCGCCACCGAUCCGGAGUCGCCUGAGUCGUCGUCGCCCCCCCCCCCCCACCCCAAGCCGAUCUCCCACACCCGCGCCACCUCCCCCAUCGCUGUUUCAUCCAUCUUCUCGUGGUCGCCUCCGCGCUAUAUCGCCCGCCGCCCCGCCUCCUCUGCUUCGACGCUUAUCCCCUCAGCCGCCACCUCCGCCGCGGUCAUCGACAUCAUCUUCCCGAGCGCCUGAGGAAAGGGAUUCACGCCGCUACAAUGCCGAGACCGAGCGGAGAGGUGGUUUGAGGCCAGUAGAGCUCUGGCAACGGCAUGUUUUGUCAGGGUACCCGUCGCCAGGACGCCGCCGACGCCUUACACGGUGGUUAUUGAUCUCCACGCCUUGGCCUACAGCAAUGGACAACGCUGUUGGGAUCCCUAAACUCAUGAUUUGUAUCUAAUAACAGUUGAAUUUAACUUCAGAAUAUUGCUGCCAGCUUCCGGCCUCCUCAACAUCAGAUCAGUGUUUCAGCAUUUGAUUGAAUUUCUUACAUUGGGUUUCCAACAAGUCGUCGUCGAUUACUCGUCGUCUGGUCCCCUUCGCGCCUCCUCGCCCCCACGCCGCUAGCCAGGCUACAGCCAUCCUGGUGUUUUUAGUGCUGCACCUCUCUAUAUAUAUCCUUUCUAGAAAUGGAUAAGAUUGUUGGGGGCUCCACAACAUCAACUACAAAAUCAGGCCCUCUUGCUGACAUAACCAAUAUAAGUGGUUCCGGUUUGGCAAAUUGACGGGGCAAGGUUGGAAACAAGUCGUUACGUGCCGUUGAAAGAUACGACGAGAAUUGUGAUGUCUUUACAAAUAACACUCCCAACUGCUUCAAAUGUUGUGCAUCCUGUGGUGACGCCUAAUAGUCAUCCAUGUGCGGAAAACCGCGAUGCGUCCUUCAAUACACCCAGCAAUGUGCAUAUGUGUACAGGUUUGCAUGAAGAUGUUAGUCACCUUAGUGUGGCUGAACUAAAAAGAAAGCGUGCUAGAGACCGGUACGCAGCAUUGACCCCAGAGCAAAAAGAUGAUAGGAACAAGAAGGCACGUGAAAGAAGGAAAAGAAAGAAGGAGGAAACUCAAGUUUCAGCCCCACUUGGCGAUAUUUCAAAUAUAAGCGCUGUUGAUAUAAUGAAGUGCCAAUUGGAAGUGACUGAUUCUUCCCCGCUGCAUCAAGGAAAAAGUGAAGCUUCCCAUCUUAAUAUCACACCAAGACGUCUCCCAUUUACAAUCAUCAACAAUGUAGCUCACUAUGGUCCCAACGAAGUACCAAUGAGUCGCUUCACUCAAAGUACCUAAACAUGAAUACUUCUGACUUUGUAGUUGAUAAUUCAGGAUGUGAAAAUCAAUAUGAAUCCAGUUUUUUUGAAGGCAGCGAUCAAAAUGAGUGCGACCACGAUGACGACAUCUCUCUAGAUAAUGAAUUGGUGCGUGCGCCAACCAAUGAGACAAAAGAACGAUUGCAGUCAAAGCUAGCUCGAGCUAGGGAGAAGUAUGCAACUCUUACACCGGAGCAAAAGCAAGCUAAGGUGGACCAACGGAGAACACAACGUCAAUCACUAACAAAAGAACAGAGACUAGAGUUGAAUGCCCGUCGUAGGGUUGCAAGGCAAUCUAUGCCAGAUGUGGAAAUCCAUGAUAUGAAUGCUUGCCGUAGAUCAAGACGACAAAAUGUUACUCCUGGGGAAAGAUCUGCUCAUCUGGCACGACGUAACGCACUCUAUGCAGCUAGGCGUGACAAACCAUGCGCUGAAUCCAUUGCACUAGAGUGCCCUGAGGGAUCUAUCCCAUUGUUGCUAAAUCCAACGCCUUGCUUGGAAACAACCGGUGAUGUGCCAUCUACAUCGAGCCUGCAAACUGAGCAUGCUGUAGAUCAUCAGGCGCGAUCAUGCACAUUCAAUGAUGAUGAUAUGGAUUCCUUCAUGGAUGAUGACUCCGACGAUGAAUACUACAUGUUUGCUGGGCUAGGCGACGAUGAGGAUGACGAGAUGGUACAAUCUGAUGACGAUGACACGCAAUCACCGACCUCUUCUGUUCCUGAUCCGUAUGACUAUAUGUACAGCAACAUUCCACAAAGCACAAAUGUUCUGAAGCCUGAACCUGACUGUAAACACUGUGGUGCCAAGAGGUUCCAGUACGAACCGCCGAGCUUCUGUUGUCGGGGUGGCAAGAUCAAGCUUGUACAAAAUGAAACACCUCCUGAACUGAUGAGGCUUUGGACAAGCUCGGAUCCAGACGCCAAGCAUUUCCGUGAUAACAAUAGAUACUUCAACGGCCACUUCUCAUUCACUACCCUUGGUGUAAGCCUUGACAAGGCCUUUGCAAACAUGAGUUCGGGCGUGUACACUUUUCGGGCUCAUGGUCAGAUAUAUCAUAAUAUACAUUCUUUCAGUCCUAGAGAUUCUGGUCCAGAGCAUCUCGAGUUGUAUUUCUACGAUGACGAUCCAACAUUGAGUCAUAGAUUCCAACGUUCCCCUAGCCUUGACCAGGAUGUGAUUAGGACUGUUGCAGACGUCCUUCGGAACAACCCGUACUCGGAGACAUUUAGAAGUCUAGGGCAGGCUGAAGACCUCGCGAAUUAUCGCGUGACACUAAAUCUGGAUCAUAGGUUGCACCAAAGGCGUUACAAUGUGCCGGUGACAACUGAGGUCGCUGCUAUCUGGGUUGAGGGAAAUGAGAGAAGGAAGUUCGAGCCUAGCGUGACAAUAUACAGGAACAACCGUACGCGGAAAUCUAUCCAGCCUUUCUACGAAUGUUAUGAUCCCCUCUCGUACCCUCUUUUCUUCCCUAGAGAGAAUGGUUGGCAUCAAAGCCUUCCAAAGGACAAAAUAACCAUGGAGGAUGCAAACGCACGGAAUGGCGAUGAUCCUGAUUGUAACAGCAGGAUACGAGUCUCUGUAAGGGACUACUACUGCUAUAAAUUCCAGAUGCGUCGUGGGAUUUUCAAUCCUAUACUUCACGGCGGACUCCUGUUCCAGCAGUUUGCCGUUGACAUGUACAUCAAGGUUGAGAGCUCCCGUCUAGACUAUGUGAGGAACAACCAGAAGGAGAUAAGGGCGGACCUGUAUCAAGGGUUGAUGGAUAGCAUCCAGGCUGGGGAGAGUCGAGCAAGCGCGGUUGGCAAAAGAACUGUGUUGCCAGCUUUGUUUGUCUGUGGUGGCCGAAAUAUGAAGCGUCGAUACAUGGAUGCCAUGGCUUUAGUAUAGAAGUACGGGAAGCCAGAUGUAUUCCUUACAAUGACUAGCAACCCCAAGUAGGAUGAGAUUACUCGUGAACUUGAGCCUGGCCAGACACCACAAGAUCGUCUUGAUCUCGUGGUCCGUGUCUUUCGAGCCAAGUUAGAGGACCUAAAGAAGCAGCUGUUCGAGAAGCACAUCCUUGGCAAAGUCAUUGCACACGUAUAUGUUGUUGAGUUCCAGAAGAGGGGUCUGCCACACGCACACUUUUUGCUGAUCAUGAGUGGUCGAUACAAGCUAACGUCUGCAGAGCAAUAUGACCGCAUCGUCUCAGCUGAGCUAC
This is a messenger RNA of Oryza sativa Japonica Group (Japanese rice), 3692 nucleotides long. Lineage: Eukaryota; Viridiplantae; Streptophyta; Magnoliopsida; Poales; Poaceae. The record is from RefSeq and is a predicted model, not a curated record.